Symphalangus syndactylus (siamang) is the source of this 3341-nucleotide messenger RNA. RefSeq names its product ankyrin repeat domain 46 (gene ANKRD46). Gene Ontology annotation, molecular function: protein binding. The record is from RefSeq and is a predicted model, not a curated record. NCBI's taxonomy places the organism in Eukaryota, Metazoa, Chordata, Mammalia, Primates, Hylobatidae.
CCCUCCCCUCCGCCCGUCACCGCCGCCGGGAAGCUGCUGCUGUCGGUGCAGCUCGUUCGAGUCGCAGGUACCUGGCCCGGGGCCUGUAGGCAGCGCCUGGGAUAGAGCCACUUGAUACCUCCUGCACCAUCCCUGUAGCACUGGAGGUCCAGUAGGCCUGGCCGGGGCCCUGAGGGGCGAGGGUGCCCGGGCUUCCCGCACCUUCCGCGGCGACUGGAGGGAGCCAGGCCGAGGAAGCGACCGCGGGUCCGUGAUGGCUUCUUCGCGGUCUGUGUGUUCACGAGGGCCGGGAAGAGGCCUGCGAGGGUUCUCGUUUGCGCUUGCGGGUUAGGGCUGUGGUCCGGGGAACCCCUGGGCAGCGCGGGCAGCCUUGGCUCGCGGUUAAUCGGGGGAUGAGCGCGGCAGCCCCGCCGCAGGUCCAGCUGCGCGGCCGGGGCGAGACGGUGCUUUCGCGGCGUGUGCUUGGAGGAGCGCACAGUUCAGGCGCCGGGACAAGCUGUUGGGGUGUGAGUGAGCUCUGCAGAAUGGCACAUGGCUCCGGGGCGCCCGUGUUAAAAGGCAGGAUUUGCACACCUUCCACUUAGGGCUCGGGUAAUCGCAAACUUCCUCCCUUAAUUGGCUUGCAGUGCUAAAAAGCAGAUCUUUCUCUCUGAGGUUUUCCCAACAGUACCUCAAGAAAAAAACAUCUGUUUUUAUAACGUUCCACGAUAUUCGGAAUUGGCUUCAGAACAUAAUAAGAUCCUUGCCAGCACAUUACAGAAUAUUUUUGUUGAACCUUCUUGAGAAUUCAGAGAAACUGCUGAGUGACCACUGAACGAAAGAUCUAAUCUUAAGGCUUACGCGUGUUCCAUCCACCACAUCAGAACAAUGUCGUAUGUUUUUGUAAAUGAUUCUUCUCAGACUAACGUGCCCUUGCUACAAGCCUGUAUUGAUGGGGACUUUAAUUAUUCCAAGCGACUUUUGGAAAGUGGCUUUGACCCAAAUAUUCGUGACAGCAGGGGCAGAACAGGCCUUCACCUUGCAGCAGCUCGAGGAAAUGUAGACAUCUGCCAGUUACUGCAUAAAUUCGGUGCCGAUCUUCUGGCCACAGAUUAUCAAGGAAACACAGCUCUUCACCUCUGUGGCCAUGUGGAUACUAUCCAAUUUUUGGUUUCCAAUGGACUCAAAAUUGAUAUUUGCAAUCAUCAAGGUGCUACCCCUUUAGUUCUGGCAAAGCGCAGAGGAGUAAAUAAAGAAGUCAUCCGAUUGCUGGAAUCUUUGGAAGAACAGGAGGUGAAAGGAUUUAACAGAGGAACCCACUCGAAACUGGAGACCAUGCAGACAGCUGAGAGUGAAAGUGCCAUGGAAAGCCAUUCACUCCUCAAUCCCAACCUGCAGCAAGGUGAAGGAGUCCUUUCCAGCUUCCGAACCACAUGGCAGGAGUUUGUGGAGGAUCUGGGCUUCUGGAGAGUAUUGCUCUUGAUCUUCGUCAUUGCUUUGCUGUCUCUUGGCAUUGCCUAUUAUGUGAGUGGGGUGCUACCCUUCGUGGAAAACCAGCCUGAACUGGUGCAUUAAAGGAGCUCAUGGAACAUGAGGCAAUUAAUUGCCUGUUUCCUGGCUCCCAAUGUUUGUUCUCAGUUUCUCAGAAUUUUUCUUAGUGCAAAGCAGUGAGGGCGGUACAUGUUUCUUUUUGCAUUUUUAAUUAUUGUAAUCCUUUUAGAUAACGAUGUGUUCAUUUGAACUAACUACAUACUAUGAUCAAGUAUAUUGCAUCCUAACGCUACCUCUGACUCAACCUGACCUUGUAGGAAAACCUACAUGUAGCCUUGUUUGAUAAAGACACAGAAAUGACUAGAGAAUGGAAGAUAAAGGAAGAAGCUAGGAAGUCCUUGCUAUCAAAACCUUAUCCUAAUAUAGGACCAAUUGAAGUAUCCAAAAAGAAAAACAGUAUCUUAAUAUGAUUAGUUUUUGUUGGUGGUUUUGUUUUCAUUUAUUUUUGCAAGAGCCACUUUUUAUUUACUUUCUCUAGGGAUAAGAGAUAACUUAAAACUUGAAGUACUUUUUUCAAAUCUUGUGUGCAAAUUAGUAUUGUUAGCAUCUAUUCAGCUUAUUUUACUAUUUUUAAGUCUAGUCACAAACCAAACAGAACUUUUGAAAAUGAGCUAUAUUUUGUUCAAAGAUGAUUGAUUUGAUCUUAUAUUUAUUUGUUUUUAGGAUAAUUUUUGAUCUUUUUGUAAACUGCUUUGCUUCUUAAUAUCUGUGAAAAAUAAAUGAGUUCAUUUUGUUCACUUUCCAAUUUUCCCUAGUAUCCUAGUCCUCAAAGAUAACCGUUCAUCAGAAUUACAGUCAGAAAAUCCUUUCUCUACUGAAUAGUUAGCAGGGAAAAAUAAUUCUGAUAUUUAACUGUCAUAAUUCUGUAGUGCUAUUAUAGUGAAAAACUCAGUUCUAUAAGCUAGCUGUGUUGUCACAGUUUUAUCAUAGUUCAUAAUUAUUUCAUGUGCAAUCCUAUUUAGAGGCCCCGUUAGACUUUUAACAAUUCCAUCCAUAUCUGUAAUUCUCUGAUGGCAAGAAUGGAUGGAGCAUUUCUGAGUUAACAGUGCUGAACAGUAUUGUACUGGGUGUCAUAAAUUCUUUAUGAAUGGUAAUAUUAUGUAAAUUGAAAUCUGGCCCUCAAACUAUAUUGCAGCUUUCAGCAGUAUGUUCGAAGGUCUCUUUUGUUAAUGAUUCUGUAAUGUAUGAAUUAUGUUCUUGAGUUAUUAAAAAAGAAUAUGAAGGCCUGAUAUACUCAUUGGGUAAAGUCAGGAAAUUGUAGUGAAACAAGUAAUGGUUUUGUUUUUUGGAAUAAAGGCACCUAAGCUAUUGCUAAUUGAAUUGCUGCUAGAAUUAGAAAUUAUGCUUUAGAAUAGAAUUGGUAUUUCUGUGAUUCUUUUUGCUUCUUGGUAUUUUCUCUUGUAUCUAUAUAUCUAGUAUUGAGGCUCGCUCUUUCAUGUGGCUUUAUCCUCUCUUUAAUAGCUGUUGUAAAAUUCCUGAGUAACUGGCUGCUUCAGGAUCAGCUUACAGAGUCUUGCUUUUAGGUUAGAUACAAACAAAGUAAAUCAUAGUCAGUGUAAAUACAGCAAAAGACAGCUGGCUUUAGAAUGGAGAACACUACAAUUCAAAUUUGAAGUAUAUUCAGAAGAAAACUUUGGAAUUAGCUUUACAUUUGUUUGUAAAUCUAAACAAAUAUGCAAAAUUGGUCAAAAUAUAAGUAUAUAGCAUUUUUAAAGAUUAAUGGUUCCUUUUAUGUGCUGAUUUCUUUGUAUUCUGUUUUCUCUGCAUUCAUUCAGGAAUACCACCAAUAAAUGUAUUUAUACAUCCCUUAA